AUGGGCAGCAAAGGCUCCAAAAAAGGACCACCAAAGGAACUCACACCUAAACAACUUGCAAUGCUCAAAGCAACUACCCAAUAUUCAGAUAGAGGUGGCAAAGCAGAUACUUACUGCCAGCUUGCCUUUUCAAUGUUUGAUGCUAAUCACGAUGGAGUAAUUGAUUUCAAUGAAUAUCUCCUUGCUGUUGCUGCUACAUCUCAAGGUGAUUUAGAUGAUCGACUCGAAGUUGCAUUCCAUAUUUGCGAUACCUCAGAUGACGGACAAAUCGAUCGAAAAGAAUUGGCUGCAAUGAUUUCGGCUGCGUAUGAUCUACGGGGCGAAACCAAUCGAAAAGGAGACAAUGAUCCUAAGAAGCGUGCUGCAGAAAUCAUUAGCAGAAUCGAUGUUGGUGGAGAUAAAAAACUGAACAAGUAUGAGUUCAUAGCUGGAUGCAAAAACGAUCCAGCUCUCCUUGUUCUAUUUCCACGUAACACAAGUGAAAUUUUACUUAAACUUCCUGAUUGUAUUCUUUUUUUUUAA
This is a messenger RNA of Rotaria sp. Silwood1, 522 nucleotides long. The record is from the annotation of a GenBank genome assembly. Lineage: Eukaryota; Metazoa; Rotifera; Eurotatoria; Philodinida; Philodinidae.